GGGCUGUCACCUUUGACAAGAGCAUCAGUUCUCAUCCAACUGCAGCAAACAAACCUCCUCCUUCCAAAAUGUUCAAGCUCGUCCUCGCCACCGCCUGCCUGGUGCUCGCCGCCUCCGCCGCUCCUGCCCCCGCACCCAAGCCUGCUCUUCUUUAUGGAGGCGCUUACGCCGUCCCUGCCGCCGCCGCUUACACUGUCCCUGCCGCCGCCGCUUAUACCGUCCCUGCCGCCCUGCCCUUGGCCAGCAGUUCCCAGUACGUCGCCCGCACCCACAACGGUCUCGUCUACACCGCCCCCGUCGCUGCCCGCUACGUCAACCCCUACGCUGCUCCCUAUGUUGCCGCCGCCCCCGCCGUCACCUACGUUUAAUGUCACAAUUUAAACAUUCGUUGUUGAAAGCUGGGUUUUUGAAACUGAAAAUUGUAAAAAAGUCAAAUGAAAUAUUUUUAUUAAAAUUCUGCUCUGCAUAUGAAAUAAUCAAUUCGUUUUCCUUAUUUUGAGACAAUACAAUAUGAUUCUUGCUACAAAAAAUGGCUGGUAAAUAAGACUGAUUUGAUAGAGAGGGUUUUUUUUUGUAAAAUGCCAAAUCCCUUCUGCCUAAAGGUUUGGUUAAAAGUUGAAAGAUCAUGCUUAUACAAAAAUUUAUUUCUAUUCCAUUAAUUUUUAAAUUGUAAGAACGCAAUAAAAAAUAUUGGCACUCGUCA
This is a messenger RNA of Neocloeon triangulifer, 703 nucleotides long. RefSeq names its product cuticle protein 16.5-like. The transcript has 2 exons. The coding region runs from base 69 to 368 and encodes 99 amino acids. The record is from RefSeq and is a predicted model, not a curated record. NCBI's taxonomy places the organism in Eukaryota, Metazoa, Arthropoda, Insecta, Ephemeroptera, Baetidae.